This is a messenger RNA of Amoebophrya sp. A25, 611 nucleotides long. The record is from the annotation of a GenBank genome assembly. Lineage: Eukaryota; Dinophyceae; Syndiniales; Amoebophryaceae.
CUUAUAAAUUAUUCUGGUAUAUAUGUAUUCAUUGUGCCUGGUGUAUCCUUUGUCGAAGGCUACUUCAAAAUAUAGAAGGGUAAUGUAGAAGACGUAUUGAUGGCUGCAUUUGUCAGCACUAUGAUAGUGCUGGCUCUGAGCAAGAUAAACCAGACUCUCACUUCGUCUGUAAGGUUAAAUUUCCAUGAAUUAAUGAUGUUUUUGUUUUCUCUGAUGAAACAAAAGCGUUGCAAGACAUUAAUUGAUUCUAAUUUUGGUAUUGGUUUUGGUUCAUUCUUGAUAAUUUGUAUUGGUUGCGAAUACUACACCUACAACAUCAGCGGGUCACCAGAAACACGUCGAAAUUACUAACUUAUUCCAUGAAACUCAGUCAAACAUGGCUUUCUUUCUAAGCAAGUGGAUUUAUCAAAUUCAAGAUGAUCAUCAUCAUGAAGACUACUUAGAACUCGAAGUUAGAACUACAACCAAUAACUCGGAGACGGUGCGAUGACGUGACUAGUGCGUAUCAUUCUCCUCCUUGCCGACUCAGCCGGUGCUGCAACUGCAUCGAAAUUGUUUUCCACCAGAAAGAACGGAAGGACUCACCAGCAUCUCCUCAUUCAUAUCAUUUG